This is a messenger RNA of Huiozyma naganishii CBS 8797, 942 nucleotides long. RefSeq lists its product as uncharacterized. The record is from RefSeq and is a predicted model, not a curated record. Bases 1 to 942 code for a protein of 313 amino acids. The transcript has a single exon. Lineage: Eukaryota; Fungi; Ascomycota; Saccharomycetes; Saccharomycetales; Saccharomycetaceae.
AUGGUAUAUCGUUGUAGUUAUAAACUACUAUUGUACGUCUUUAUUACUCUCGCCCAACAUCUGAUAGCGCCGCACUCUGUUUUUUGGACGAUGCCGAAUAAAAAGGGCGAAUAUUUAGUGGUGGGAUACGAGGCCCAACACCUUUGGAACCGCUGUUCGGCCACUCCUGGGACCCGUAUACCAACAAAUAGAGACAGUACAAUGGACUGUUCAGUUAAUCCGUUGAAGGAGUUGUCAACCGUUGACACAAUUUUGAAAAGUGCUGCUGAUGGUAGGCCAAGGGGAAGGGACCAGAUGGGUCGUUUAGGGCCAAAUAACACCAACAGAGAACAUCAGUUUCUAACUCGUGGUUUUGGGAGAGUGGACCAUUUAGAGGGACCCCCUGCACCUAUAAAAGAUACGCCGCAGUUGUAUCCGGGUGCAGAGGUGACAAGAUCUGAAGGCUGGGUGGACCAGUUUGCACAGUUGAACGUGAAUGAUGGGAAUAAAGUAGAGAGGGCAUGGCACCCCAGGGGACAACCCCCACUGUCUCAGUACAACUUUGGAAACGUUGAUAUUGGGUUUGAGGAAAGGACUUACCCGAUGUAUGCACCAACACACAGUUACGCGAUGCAUUCUAUGGAACCGGUCACUACUUGUAAUACCUUAGAUUCAGAGGAGUUGGAUAAAGAGUUCGAAGCCCUAGAGCAGCAGUUGCGCGGCUCUUCUGGUACACCGGGGAUAAUGAGGGAGGAAACCGUUGAGUUUCGCGAUACGGCAAGACAGAUAGUUUCCUUUAGUGAGGAAUCUGCACACCCGACGCUCGCAAGUUCUAAGUUUAUUCAGUUAAUGAGGAAAGUUGAGCAAGGUUCUGUGGACAUUGAACCGGAUAAAAAACAGUUGAUAUCCAAGGACGAUGGCAGUGCAAUAGGGCCUGAUUUUAUCGAAGUCGACGAGGUAUAG